AACAGGUUGUGUCUAUUGUGUGUCUGUCUGGUUGGGCGUUAAAUUUUAAAUGGAAAUUUGGAAAUUAGCACAUACAACAACAAAAGAAAGGUUUAUCUAUUUCGUCUACCCUCACACGCUCUGUCGACGUGUUUCACAUCUGAAGCAGACGCGGGUGAUAAUCAAUGAUUAUUGACUUACAAGCCAUUCUUCUCCAAAGUUUGUCAACUCUUUGGCGAACAAUCCAAUCUUUUAUGCUAAAUGUUGCGUAUUCAUUCAAACAUAAUUUAUUUUCCCUAACGGAACCCUAUAUAAAAUUGUCAACCGUCCACCGGGGUGUUAGAUUCAAGUCACACUUCAAGUCUUUGGGUUUUCAUUUAGUUCGAACAUGAAGGUGGUCGUGGUCGUUGCCUUGUGCCUCUGCUUGGCCUACAGCAGUGCUUUGCCCAUUGAAAAUGAGGCUAAAAUAACUUUGGAUAACGUUGAUGCUGUCACUUCUGGAGAUUCUGGAACCGAACACGUGCGUCAAGCUCGCCAGUUCUAUGGCGGCUAUGGUGGAUACGGUGGAUAUGGCGGCUUCGGCGGCUAUCCAGGAUUGUAUGGCGGUGGUUAUCCAGGCUACUACGGUGGAUAUGGAGGUUAUCCCUUAGGCGGUUAUGGCGGUUUGUCUAGCAGUUAUGCUUCGGCAGCUGCUUCCGCCGGCGGCUUUGGAGGUGGUUUAUUUGGAUAAACAAAUCUUAAAUGAAAAAAAAAUAAACUUAAUUUAAUUUAA
Messenger RNA from Musca domestica (house fly), 751 nucleotides. RefSeq lists its product as uncharacterized. The coding region runs from base 368 to 709 and encodes 113 amino acids. NCBI's taxonomy places the organism in Eukaryota, Metazoa, Arthropoda, Insecta, Diptera, Muscidae. The transcript has a single exon. The record is from RefSeq and is a predicted model, not a curated record.